Molecule: messenger RNA, 8827 nt
Organism: Lepidothrix coronata (blue-crowned manakin)
Lineage: Eukaryota; Metazoa; Chordata; Aves; Passeriformes; Pipridae
Gene: APOLTP
Exons: 53
Coding region: 1-8502 (2833 amino acids)
Biological process (GO): lipid transport
Molecular function (GO): lipid carrier activity
Source: RefSeq, a predicted model, not a curated record
AUGCAGGUGAAAAAAGGGCAAGAGCUCAAAGUUUUCUUGAACACUCCAGAAGAAUCUAUGGAGAUAAUUAAUUUCAGCUCUAAACUCUUCUUCAGAGGGGUGGAUGAGACAGAAGAAAGAGAUGUUUUCCAAGACCACACAGACACCCGAUCUUGCACCAGGGAGGAAGUGUCAGAGAUUCUUGGCUGGCAGCUCUGUUCUGAAAUGUCAUACCCUGCCCUAGCCAGUGGUUUGGUUUUCCCCCUCGCUGGACCUUCGAGAGUGGCUGUCAUAUUAACAAAGAAAGACAGAGGCCUGCAGCAGUACGUUGUGGAAGCUGCAUAUAACUAUAUCCCUCAGGAGAAUUCAUGGAUCCCAAAUGAAGCUGUCUUUCGCUUCUUCAUUGGUACUCCAAAGUCAGACUUGAAAAGGGAUGUUGGUGUUGAUCUCAGUUUUAGUGUCCCACAGAAGAAACUCAGAAUCCAGUUUAUACAACCUAAGAGAAAAAUCGAGAUUGAUGGGAGGAUUGAGUUUUCUAAAAAUUCACGAAUUGGACACCUGGAGCUGAUAGUGGAUGACCGAGACGUGUAUUACAUUAAGGGAAUGACAGAUUUGCAGGUGCUGAGUGGAGAGCAGAGAUACAUGACCCAGCUGGAGGUAAAGCUGAUAAAGCAAAGCAGUCCUGUCAUUCUGUCAGGGAACAUCACUAAACAGCUUGGCAAGAAGAUAGCUUUCUCAGUAUCCCUGAAUAAUUUAUUGAAGGAUGCUGCAUUUCUUUCAGCACUUCUGGAGAAAAAGGUGGAUGAUAAGCUGAGACAAUACUCUUUGGAAGGGGAGACCUGCCUUCCAGGCGUUCUUGGAGCUCACGUCAUCUCUCUUCUCCAGCAACAUGAGGGCCUGUGGUCUCACAGUUUGAGGAUAAAGUAUGGGAUCCUAGGAGAGGCAAAAAAUCCUCGUCAUGAAUGCAGCAUGAGGCAAAAUAUUAAAGUGGAGACAGGUGCACAUGGAGUGUACAAAGUGGAUAUUGGGCACGAAUUUCACUGUGUGCAGACUCCAACCUACAAUCACAAGGUUCACCUGAAGCAUGAAGCGAGUGCAUCUUGGCUUUCCUCCCAAAUGGAAGUGAAUUAUGGGAAACACUGGGAUGAAAAAAACAACAAGAAGAAACUGCUGAUCGGCCAAGCAUUUAAGAACAGUUCCAGUCCAUCUGUAGUCAGCUAUUUCAUGGAGUUUGCCCUGCAAGUCCUGGAAAAGCAGGUGAAUUACAGAACCCAGCUGCAGCACUUGCACACCUCUAAGGUGUAUUUGCAGAGCAGCACCAACUUUGAGGUGCAGUACAAUGACCACAUGCCAUUUGUGGCUGGGCUGCAGUGGAAGGACGCAUCCAGAAAUGGUCUGAAGAAGUGGGAAGGUGGGUUAAAUCUAGACACCCCAUGGCUGUAUCUGUAUGCAGCUCACAAACUACAUCAGCCUCAGAAUUCUGCUUAUUUAGUGACAACAGAGCUGACAACUGGAAAAGCUCUCUCCAUUAAGAAUCUCGUAGUGGAACUGUUCUAUAAAGAUCAAGGCAAUGAAAAGGAAGGGAAAGUUCACAUUUACACACCAGCUACCACAUACCUGCAGGCAUCCACAUUUAAUCGUCUCGGGAGGAAUGUUCUGCAUAGCUAUGGUGAAAUGAUCUCUCUGUGGAAUCAGCUUGUGAAGAAUGAGAUUCAUUUGGAGAAUAAUGAACGAGCCAAACUUCUCUGCUUUAAGAUAACAAGUACAAAACAGGAAUUUAACUUAACAGCCAGCUAUCAGAAUCUGCCAACGUUGGAAGGUCAGAUAGAGGAGCUGAAGAAGGAGAAGAUGCUCUAUCAGAAACGUGGAACCCUCCAUUUCAGGCAUCCUUUUAAAGUGCCCUUUCUGCAGAGCUUCCUCCUGCAGGAGACAUUUACAGUUGACAAAAAGCAAAAGCACUAUUUCAUGGAGACAAAGGUUUUGAUAAAUAGGGUUGAGGAAACAGUUCAAACUCUUAUACUUGGUUACCAACCUGAAAAUCCCUAUGUGAAGAAUGAAUUUGAGACUAUCUUGAAGGUGAAUAAGGAAGAUGUCCUCAGCUUUCUAGGGAGGUAUCAGAACAAAUCCAGUGAGGCUGAUUUUAGACAUGUUUUGCACAUGGAUAUGACACAGUCAUUCCAGCUUGAGUUUCCACAGGCAAUGGGCCUCAGUGGGGAGCUGUUUUCCAGGCAGAACAAACUGGAACACUUUGACUGUGGUGUGAGUGUAAAAGCCAUCAUCAACAAGAACGUGUCUUCACAGGCCCAGGCAGCCCUGAGGAGUUAUGGUGAGAGCAACUUCAAUGGCUCUCUUCACCUUCACUCCAGCGGAAGGGACAUGCUGAUGCUGGAGCUCGAUGUGAACAACGAAAACAGGAAGAAUGGCAGAGCUGUUGCACUGAGGGCUUUUCUCCAUCAGACAAUCCUGACAAAUCCAGAAUCGAUACAGCUGCAGCUCAUUGGCAAAAUGUUUCCAUCAAGACUUCUGAUAUCUUCUGAGUUGAAACUUAAUGAAAAUAGGCUUCACGUGGAUUUCAUGGGAGCCAGGGAACAGAAAGCUGGUAAUAUCAAUGUGAUGGUCAACAAAACGCUGUAUGGACUCCACCUCAGGAACAGGAAUGUGUUUGGGAAUGUCACUGUACACAACAUCACUGUUGCCAUGUUUCAGAAUGGCAGUCUGGCAAUCCCAGUGGAGGCAAGACUGAAAGGGCACCUGGAGCUGAGUAAAGAGAUGAAGAGGGGGCUAGCCAGCUUCCAGGUGGAUGAGAAGGCUCUUUCUGUGGAUUUUUUCAAUAUCAUGAGUCGUGGGCACAGCAGAGUCAGUGGGACUUUCACACAUAAUAUCGACUUCUUAAAAAAUGCAGGAUUGCCAUGGGAUGGCAUUCUUACUGCCAGGUGUGAGCGUGGCACAGGAAAUCACACUGUUGCUGUAGCCCUGCAGAGUGGCAGGGAAGGGAUUACUGUUGAGUUUGGAGGGCACAGACUGGCCACAGAACCUCCUAAAUCCCAGCUCUCUGUGAGCUUAAAGCACAACAUCUCAAAGAUAAAAGAACAAGGGAUCCCUUUUAUUGUGGAGGCUGCUGGCUAUUAUGAGAAUUUCACCACAAAGAUUGCUGCAGGGAUAACAACCACAGUGGAGAAGGAACAGCUCAAAAUUGAAAUAGAGAAGGAAAUCACUGGCAGUGCUGUGGAAAUUUCUCUCUCACUUCACCAUGAUGUGGGAGGACUGAUGGACAUUGUUCCACGUGUACUAGAGACUCCAGCAAGAGUUUCACUGAAUGGGUCAUUGUUUACCAGCAACUUUACUGUCAUCUUCUUUGGACAUGUUUCCUUUCAUGACAUGUUUGCCUGCCUGCAGCUCCACGCCACUGCCAACAUCCAGCCUCAUUUGGAAAUCCAUUUCCAGCAUUCUUUGCCUUCACUUCGUUCUCUGGGGAUUGCCAGAGAGAACCAAGUGAAGGUGUCAGCCCUGAGAAGUGACAAGUAUAAGGGCAUCCUUGGUGUUGUCCUUGGGCCUUGCAGUCUGAAAGCUGAUGGAGAAGUGAACCUGGCAAACAAUGAAACACAGUGGGUACUUACUGUCAGGAACAAGUGUGUCAGUCUGGAGGAGGUGGGAUUGCCUCGUGCAGUGGUCUUUGGGGGCUCAUUUCAACAGAACAUCUGCAACGUGGGCUUGUUAAUGAACCUCCAGUGUGAUGGCAGAACAGUUGAUGUGCAGAUAGACACUUCCUGCCAACACGAAUACACACUCCAAGGGAUGCUCAGGCACUCACUUCCCUGGCUCAGUCAGCUUGGGCUCCCUUUGGAAAACUCUGUCUUGUUCUCUGCAGCCACAGACUCUGCCACAGAGGGCAUUUUGUUGCUGCAGGCUGGCAGAUGCAGACUUAAGGCUAGAGGAGAUCUCUGUAUUCAGGAUAAAGCUGAAUGGACACUGGAAACAGAAUCAGAAUGUCAACUUCUGCAGGAUCUCAGUUUCCCAACUCAGUCACGGCUCACAGGAUCCAUUCAGAAAGACAAGUGCCAAGCAGAGCUUCUCUCAGUCCUGGAAACAGAAGGCAAAACUGCCCAUCUUGAAGUGAGAGCAGAGUGCAAGCCAAAGAUUACACUGGAAAUUCAGUUCAGGCAUGACCUCCCCCAGCUGAAGGAAAUCCCAAGGGAAAAUGAGCUGUCCAUCACUGCACGGAAACAGCUGAAAUAUUUUCUUGGAAUAGGAAUGAAAGUGGGUGCUUGUGAGCUUCAAAUGAAUGGGGACUUUGACCCUGAAAAGAAGCUUCAGUGGAAAAUGCUUAUAGAAAAUAAAUGCCAAACAAUUCAGGACCUUGGAGCACCAGUGAAAAUUGAUGGGUCAGGCUACAUUUUGACGGAUAAAAUGAACCUGGAUUCACAGACAUUGAUCACUGUUGAUGAAAGUAAAUUCCAAGGACUCCUGAUACUCAAAGUCACUGAUGAAAGGCAAGAGCUGGAUGCAGUGCUAACCCACAACAUUCCAGGAGCUGCUGACAUUGGCAUUCCUAUGAAGAUGUUAAUUGAUGUGAUAUCAGAAAAAAACAGUGACUUCUAUAAAAGAUUUAUUCAUUUCUGUGUGAACAACAAGCAAAUUACAGAAGAACUGAACUUUGUCCAGAGGUUGGAUGUUGUGUCUCUUAACUACAAACUCACUCAUAACUUAGAGGUGCUGAAGACUUUGCAAAUAAAAGACAGGAUUGAGCUGCAGGCUAUCUUGAACCUGGAAGUCACCAAGAGCUUUAGUAUGAAAGUGCUUUAUGGUACUCAUCUAACAGUGCUUGAAGGACAAAUCCAGGAGUUUGAAACAAGUACCAACAUAACAGGGAAUUUCCAUCACACUUUGCCAUGGCUGCUACAAGCCAGAGUCCCACCAUCUUUACAGGUAGAUGUGGUUUUUCAAGGGAGAAACACUACUCAAGAAAGAUAUGUACAUAUUGCAGCUGGAGAAACAUCAAUCACAUACAUAAUAAACUCCUAUUAUGUUGGUCACCAACUGGAUAUCUUCUGCCAAAGUGUACACAGCAGUGAGGUACUCCAGGCAGCUGGUUAUCCUAAGGCAAUCAACUUGAUUCUCAGCUUACAGGAAUCAGAAAACAAAGCCAAGACUGUCUGUGAAAUCCAAUAUGAUGAGAAAGAUAUAACUGUGACUGUGGAUGUUGGCACAGACUUUCAACUCUUCGGUGUAUUUGUGUUCAUGGCAGAGGUGAAGCAUUCCAUAUCACUUCUCCAUCAUCUGGGACUUCCCUUCUUUCUUAAGGUGACAAUUCAGGAAGUCCUGACUGAAAAUGAAACUGCAGGAGCUCUGAGGCUGACCUAUGAACAAAACACAAACUUCUCCUUUGCCAUCAGCAGGAAAAAAGACCAGCAAGGUGAAGAGUUGAAUAUAAAAGCACUCCAGACUCAUCCCUUCUUUCUACAGUACUUCCCCAGUGCAGCAGAAGUGUCUUCUAAGGUAAAUUAUGAUAUGAGUGAAGCAAAAGGCAAACUCUGCCUCAGGAUGGAAAAAAGGGAUUUCAAUGUUACAGUGAAGCUCACUUUGACUGGAACCAGCUACACCAAUGCCCUUGAAAUAGUACAGACCAUGUCCCAGUUAAAAAUGGUUCCAAGGCAGCUUGUGUUUAUGACUGUUUACCAAAAGGGCAACAGGACACGUAUGCUGAGGCACAUUGCUCUGUGGGAUGGCAAAGAGACAAAGGUAACAGGCACUUACACUGGACUCUUCCCAAAGUUGCCUGGAGGUCACAACAUUCAGGUGGAACUUUUCCAUCCUCUCUCCAUCCCUUUCCCACGGCAUGCCAGGGUCAACUUAUAUGUGAAACAUUCGGCACGUCAUCACCGGGAUGAUCUUACUGUCAUUUGGAAUGAGGAGGACCAGAUAUCAGUGUCAUCUUCUCUGAAGUUUGGAAGACACCGGACAAACUACAGAGCCACUGUUGCCCACCCAUUUAAUUACACCCUGAAGCAACUGGAGAUCCAUUCCCUGUCAGAAAGAAGGGGCAGAAAGUACAACCAGCAGCUGCAGCUGGCAGGGAAUGCUGGGCAGCCUGCUGACAUCCGACUGACCCUGGAGGAUAAAUCCAAGGUGGACAUCACUGCCUGGGCAGGCUGUGUGACACUCUCUGCAGGCCAGCUUCAGAGAAUAUUAAGUAUGGAACACCUGCAUGCAUGUGGGUCUCUAGAGCAAAAAUCAACACUGUUUAAUGAAUAUCUAGAUCUGAACUGGGAUGACAAAAAAAUCAAACACAAUUUAACAUAUGAGAGAAAUCAAUUCUUGUAUCCUGAUAAAUUCCAGUUAGAAGCUGUCCUAGAAAAUAUUUUCCUGACCCCAUGCACCAAACAGAAGAUUCUGGGUAAAAUAGAAACAAACUACUGCUCUUCCCUGGAUCAUUACACAAGCUUUGAGCUCUGUGACCUUCAAAAUGUAAUUGUUUUAUCUGGAAAACACCAGCUCAACAAAGAUAACAUCAUUUUGCAGUCAGAGGGCAGAUUCCACCUUGGUGAUCACAGGACAGAUGGGGGGUUGAUUGGAGUAUCCAUAAAGAAUCAGAGCACUGCUGAUGUGAAGAACUAUUCUAUGGAAAUUGAUUUAAGAGCCUUUGAAGACAUUUGGCUAGGCCUGGCAGGAACUGCUACUUCCUCAUCUGUCCAGAGCCAAAUCCUGGUGGAGGGGAAUAUUGAUCAGAAAGAGAAAGUAAAAGUGGCAGCUUCAAAAGGAAAGGAGUGCAUUCAGUACUACCUGGGGUAUCUGAAAGGGGAUUUGGAAGAAGGAAUGGAAGUCAGCGCUUGUUCUGAUGGGCAGGAGAUGGCUGCCAUUAACACCUAUCUCAGCAUCAAUGGAGAAAGGAAGGAAAACACGGGACAAGUGACUCUAGCAGCUGCUAAUGGAAGCUUGAGUUUUCUGGCUCAGGGAUGCGGGGAUCUAGUUCUUAAGGCUGAGUACAAGCUUAAUGAAAUUGGGAGUCUUUUGAAAGCCAAACUGAUGGAAAAGAUAAAGAAGUUUGAUGGAUACAUGUGGAGAUUCAGGAGAUCAGUGCAGCAAGUUGGUUUCCUGUCUGAAGCAGCUGGCUGGCCUUCCACAGCCUUGCAGAAGGCGGCAGGAUUCCUGCUCAGCGGGGGCAGAGCUGUCGCCCAGGCGUGGAAGCAAAGCGGAAUCGGGCAGAUCCUGAGGAGCAAGGUCCCGCUUUACCUGGAUAAAGUUCAAGGCAUUGUCCAGCAAAUGCAGAACGAAUUACAAAAGCCACUAGCAACUUUGAAGGAUGCCUACUAUGACGUAACCUUGAAGCCACUGGAUGAGGUCUGGAAAGAGAAGACAGAAGAGUACAUGAAGAAAAUCCAGGCUUUUUUACCCAAUAUUGUAAAGGAUGCAUGGCUCAUGGAACCAAUCCAGCUGGCAUUAAAGGUUGUGAAAGCAGCCUUGGAUACGACCACACAGCAGAUGUUCAGGUGGGCAGAGGCCACGUUUUCCAGAGCUGUGAGGAAGAUCCGGAAGCCCUUGCUCAACCUGUACAGUUUUUCAGCCAGGAACUGUUCCGUGGCAGUAAAACUGCCAGUACUGCCCAAAGGAGACCACUCCCUACAGCUGGCAAAUGUUCCUACUUAUCUCGUUGGAGAGAAAAUAAUGAGGCCUCUGCAAGACCUCUACAAAAUCAACAUCCUUGCGGAGUAUUAUAGAUUCAAACGGAGGAUGGUGGAGAGUCCCUUUGAAUAUCAUGCUCUGUUAGUGGGAACCAAACAUCUUGUGACUUUUGAUGGAAAAAUUUAUGAUUUGGCAUCAAAGUGCAGUGUACUUCUUGCCAAGGAUUUUGUCCACAAUGCUUUCACUGUAAUACUAAGUGAGGAAACCAGUAACUCAAGAUCACUGUAUGUGGAGAUGAACCAGACUGUGAUCAGUAUCCACCCAAGACUGAAGAUCUCCAAGAUGUUCUCCUUUACGGAAGAGAGCUGCCAAGUACUGGAUAAAUCACUUGAAAAGAAUACCACUAAUUCAAGGAGAGAAACCAACAAAAUAGAAAUAUCUAAUCAGAAAGGAGUUUCUCUAUCCUGUGACUUUCAGUAUGAUCUCUGUACUGUCACUCUGGCUGGGUGGCACCACGGUAUCUCAGCUGGGCUUUUUGGUACCAAUGAUAAUGAAGCUGGAAAUGAAUGGAUGCUUCCUAAUGGUUCCUUCACUGACAACGUGCAAGAGUUCACACAGAGCUGGCAGGUGAACAAGUGCAGUCUUGUACCGAAGAAAGAGAAGUCAUGUCCAAUUACAGGCAAUCAAAACAUCUGCAAAGUGUUUUUUGAAGAACCACAUUCACUUCUUAGGAACUGCUUCAAAAUUGUGGACCCCGAGCCCUUCUACACCAUGUGUACACAGGACACCUGCGAGUCCCCGGCCCCGGGGGCUGCCUGCAGCUCAGCAGCAGCUUUUGUUCAUCUGUGCAACCGGAAUUUUGUCCCUGUGGAAAUCCCUCCACAGUGCUUGAGCCUGUUCUGAAUGGCACAUACCAGCCCUGGAGAUGGAAGAACCCUUUCAGCACCCAAAAAUAGAAGUUAUUUUAGGUAGACAAGCUAGAGGCAGGAGCAGGAGAACAGUAGCAGUGCAAAUGCAUUAGUGUUAGACAAUGAAUAUAAUGAAGCACAUAUAGUAUAAAAGGAAAGCUUUCCACCAGAACCCCUGAGGGCAAGAGGAAUUAUUUCAGUAUACUGACAAGAAACUAUAAUCAACCAAAGGAAAUUGAAAGUAAUAGUAUCAAUUACUUUAAAAGAAUUCUCCCAUUCAGUGGCAAAAUUGUGUCUCCACAAGCCUUGAACCAUAGCAU